This is a messenger RNA of Ictalurus punctatus (channel catfish), 1891 nucleotides long. It is a transcript of the gene ccr12b.2, whose product is annotated as chemokine (C-C motif) receptor 12b, tandem duplicate 2. Gene Ontology annotation, biological process: G protein-coupled receptor signaling pathway; chemotaxis; immune response. NCBI's taxonomy places the organism in Eukaryota, Metazoa, Chordata, Actinopteri, Siluriformes, Ictaluridae. Gene Ontology annotation, cellular component: membrane. The record is from RefSeq and is a predicted model, not a curated record. Gene Ontology annotation, molecular function: chemokine receptor activity. The transcript is spliced from 2 exons. The coding region runs from base 164 to 1156 and encodes 330 amino acids.
CACACACACACACACACACAUCCACAUGCACAUGCAGCAUAGUUCUAGUUAUCUUUAUACUGACCAACCUUAGUCCGUCUAGUCAUUUGUCCAAAACCAGUCUUGUUUUGUACACAAGGCAACUCAUCAGUCUGAACAUCUCUCCGUGCAGGUUGCAUGCAACAUGGACAACUUUGACACAUCAACCAUGUCUGACUACGAAGAUACCAAUUCUACAAUGACUUAUGUGCCACCAUGUGACAUGACGGACAUAACUAAUUUUAGUAAACAUUUAUUGCCACCAUUCUACAGUGUCAUAUUCAUUAUCAGUGUGCUAGGAAAUGGACUGGUGCUAUAUAUCCUUUUCAAGUUUGAAAAACCCAACACAGUCACUAAUAUAUUUCUCAUCAACCUGGUGGCUUCCGAUCUGAUUUUUACAAUUGGUCUCCCAUUCCAAGCUGUGUACCAUACCUCGGAGUGGUCAUUUGGCCAGGUGGGAUGCAAGUUGAUGAAUGGUACCUACCACCUUGGCUUCUACAGUUCUGUCCUCUUCCUCACUCUCAUGACUUUUGACCGUUACCUGGCCGUAGUGCAUGCUGUUGCUGCUGCAAAGUGGAGACAGAGCUGCUACGCCUACAUUUCAGCCACUGUUGUGUGGAUUGUUUGUGGCCUCACUAGUCUGGAGACUUUCCUCAAUCACGACAUAGUACAAGACAUUGUUCAGGGGUUAACCUGUACUGACAUGGGUGACCCUCAACAUAAGAUAAUGGGCACUUAUUCCCAGGUUGCACUUUUUUUCAUCUUCCCCUUAGUUGUUGUCUUGUAUUGCUACAUCAGGAUCGGCUUGAGGGUUCUCUCAACUCGAAUGAGGAGCAAACAAAGGCCUCUGAAGCUGAUUUUUAUCAUUGUGGUUCUAUUGUUCAUGUGCUGGACCCCAUAUAAUGUCAUAUUAGUGAUAAGAGAGAAUGAUAACGGGGACCCUUGUGAUUACAGUCUUGUCUAUCCGCAGUAUAUCACUCACAGCAUUGCCAAUUUAUACUUCGGUAUCAACCCUGUAUUCUAUACUUUUUUGGGUAGAAAAUUCCAGAACUAUGUGCACCGCUUCUUGUUGGAUCAGGUACCAUGUUUAAAAAAUUAUCUGGAUGUAAGUGAAAGCAACAGAUCAUUCUCCAGAUAGAACGUCUACGGGGGAAUGCAAAACGUUUACGGGAGAAUAAAUGAGGGACAUAUAACACUGUAAUGUGGUUUAGUGCAGUUUCAUAGCCAUAAUAUGACCAUUAGAGUAUAGGAAUAUAUGGCAUAUUUUCAAACUUGUGAAAAAAAAUCUUGACAAAAUUAAUGAAUUGAACAGUUUAUUUAAAAAAAAUGUAGUGUAUGUUACAGCAACAAAAGUGCUCAUCACUGUACAAUAUGGCACUUUUUUAAAUAGUUUAAUCUUCACACCGGCACACAAGAGUUCUCCAUAAAGAACCAACUGUAAAAACAUUUUAAUUAUUUUCACACAGAAUGUAUUUACUGAAUGUUUUUAAAAUUCAUGCAUUUUAUUAACUUGUUUUCUACCACUGGCAAACCCAUGUAUCUCUACAGCCCAAUUCACAUUCAAAACUAACUACAUUCAAGUUUGGUUAACAAACUGACAGGUUGUGUGUAGCACCAUGUGUGUAGGAAGAUCAUACCACAAACCCUGAAUUAAUAAUACGGACUGCCUAAUUAAAGUUUUUGGAUAAUAUCUGUGGAAGGCUUGAGUUUCCGCAAGGACACCAUGGGAUAUGGAGAAACAAGGCAAAAUGGAUUCAAUUUCCCUCUUAUAGUAUUUGCUAUUAUUUAGCCAUACAGAAAAGGUAGAAAGAUUAUGAACCAUUUUUUUUUCUUGUUUCUUUCUCAAUUACUGUAUGAUUCUGUAUGUAAUUAU